CUGUCAGUGUAUAAUAAUAUAAUACAGAGCGGUGUGUAAUAAUAUAAUGUAUUGUAUUGGCUGUCAGUGUGUAAUAAUAUAAUAGAGAGCGGUGUGUAAUAAUAUAAUGUAUUGUAUUGGCUGUCAGUGUGUAAUAAUAUAAUACAGAGCGGUGUGUAAUAAUAUAAUGUAUUGUAUUGGCUGUCAGUGUGUAAUAAUAUAAUACAGAGCGGUGUGUAAUAAUAUAAUGUAUUGUAUUGGCUGUCAGUGUGUAAUAAUAUAAUACAGAGCGGUGUGUAAUAUUAUAAUAUAUUGUAUUGGCUGUCAGUGUGUAAUAAUAUAAUACAGAGCGGUGUGUAAUAAUAUAAUGUAUUGUAUUGGCUGUCAGUGUGUAAUAAUAUAAUACAAAGCGGUGUGUAAUAAUAUAAUGUAUUGUAUUGGCUGUCAGUGUGUAAUAAUAUAAUACAGAGCGGUGUGUAAUAAUACAAUAGAGAGCGGUGUGUAAUAAUAUAAUGUAUUGUAUUGGCUGUCAGUGUGUAAUAAUAUAAUACAGAGCGGUGUGUAAUAAUACAAUAGAGAGCGGUGUGUAAUAAUAUAAUGCAUUGUAUUGGCUGUCAGUGUGUAAUAAUAUAAUAGAGAGCGGUGUGUAAUAUUAUAAUAUAUUGUAUUGGCUGUCAGUGUGUAAUAAUAUAAUACAGAGCGGUGUGUAAUAAUACAAUAUAUUGUAUUGGCUGUCAGUGUGUAAUAAUAUAAUAGAGAGCGGUGUGUAAUAAUAUAAUGUAUUGUAUUGGCUGUCAGUGUGUAAUAAUAUAAUAGAGAGCGGUGUGUAAUAAUAUAAUAGAGAGCGGUGUGUAAUAAUACAAUAUAUUGUAUUGGCUGUAAUAAUGAUUGAUUCCCUCUGAUUGCUGUUUGAUAUGAUUUUUAUUUCCAUGAACAAAGCCGGAAGUAGUUUGGGGUCUCCAUGGUUCCCGCCGGAAGCGGAAGUGUCUGAACAGGAAGUGCCGGGUGUCGCACGCUGUGACCGGCAUGGCGGGGAGUGAGGGAGACAAACGGCGCCGCAACAUGAAACCCAGGGGCCCCGGCCAGCAGAACCCAGGGGCCCCCGAGCCCGGCCAGCAGAACCCAGGGGCCCCCGAGCCCGGCCAGGAGCCGCACGAGUCCGCCUUCCCCCCCACAUUCAGCGUGUCCCAGAUAAAGAACAAACAGCGCAGACAUUUCAUGUUCAUCAGACUGAAACAGGAGAGACGGAAGGUGGGUGAUAAUAACAAUAAUAAUAAUCAUAAUAAUAAUCAUACUGUGUGAUAAUAACAAUAAUAAUAAUCAUAAUAAUAAUCAUACUGUGUGAUAAUAACAAUAAUCAUAAUAAUCAUACUGUGUGAUAAUAAUAAUAAUCAUACUGUGUGAUAAUAAUAAUAAUCAUACUGUGUGAUAACAAUAAUAAUCAUACUGUGUGAUAAUAACAAUAAUAAUCAUACUGUGUGAUAAUAACAAUAAUAAUCAUACUGUGUGAUAAUAACAAUAAUAAUCAUACUGUGUGAUAAUAACAAUAAUAAUCAUACUGUGUGAUAAUAAUAAUAAUAAUAAUCAUACUGUGUGAUAAUAAUAAUAAUCAUACUGUGUGAUAAUAAUAAUCAUACUGUGUGAUAAUAAUAAUAAUCAUACUGUGUGAUAAUAAUAAUAAUCAUACUGUGUGAUAAUAAUAAUAUUCAUACUGUGUGAUAAUAAUAAUAAUCAUACUGUGUGAUAAUAAUAAUAAUAAUAAUCAUACUGUGUGAUAAUAACAAUAAUAAUCAUACUGUGUGAUAAUAAUAAUAAUAAUAAUCAUACUGUGUGAUAAUAACAAUGUAAUCAUACUGUGAUAUGUAUAAUAAUAAUCAUACUGUGUGUGAUAAUAUGUAAUAAUAAUCAUACUGUGUGAUAAUAAUAAUAAUAUCAUAUAUUAAUGAUAAUAAUAAUAAUAAUCAUACUGUGUGAUAAUAUAAUAAUAUCAUACUGUGAGUAAUAAUAAUCUACUGUGUGAUAAUAAUAAUCAUACUGUGUGAUAAUAACAAUAAUAAUCAUACUGUGUGUGAUAAUAAUAAUAUCAUUCUGUGUGAUAAUAAUAAUAAUCAUACUUUAUUGAUAAUAAUAAUCAUACUGUGUGAUAAUAAUAAUCAUACUGUGUGAUAAUAAUAAUCAUACGUAAUAAUAAUCAUACUGUGUGAUAAUAAUAAUCAUUCUGUGUGAUAUGUAAUAAUCAUACUGUGUGAUAAUAAUAAUCAUACUGUGUGAUAAUAAUAAUCAUACUGUGUGAUAAUAAUAUAAUCAUACUGUGUGAUAAUGAUAAUCAUACUGUGUGAUAAUAAUAUAUCAUACUGUGUGAUAAUAAUAAUAAUCAUACUGUGUGAUAAUAAUAAUCAUACUGUAUGAUAAUAAUCAUACAACAGUGAUAAUAUGUAAUCAUACUGUGUGAUAAUAAUAAUCAUUCUGUGUGAUAAUAAUAAUAAUCAUACUGUGUGAUAAUAAUAAUCAUACUGUGUGAUAAUAAUAAUCAUACUGUGUGAUAAUAAUAAUCAUACUGUGUGAUAAUAAUAAUCAUACUGUGUGAUAAUAAUAAUCAUACUGUGUGAUAAUAAUAAUCAUUCUGUGUGAUAAUAAUAAUAAUCAUACUGUGUGAUAAUAAUAAUCAUACUGUGUGAUAAUAAUAAUCAUACUGUGUGAUAAUAAUAAUAAUCAUACUGUGUGAUAAUGAUAAUCAUACUGUGUGAUAAUAAUAAUAAUCAUACUGUGUGAUAAUAAUAAUAAUCAUACUGUGUGAUAAUAAUAAUCAUACUGUGUGAUAAUAAUCAUACUGUGUGAUAAUAAUCAUACUAUGUGAUAAUAAUAAUAAUCAUACUGUGUGAUAAUCAUACUGUGUGAUAAUAAUAAUAAUCAUACUGUGUGAUAAUAAUAAUCAUACUGUGUGAUAAUAAUCAUACUGUGUGAUAAUAAUAAUAAUCAUACUGUGUGAUAAUAAUAAUAAUCAUACUGUGUGAUAAUAAUAAUAAUCAUACUGUGAUAAUCAUCAUACUGUAAUAAUCAUCAUACUGUGUGAUAAUAAUCAUCAUACUGUGUGAUAAUAAUAAUCAUACUGUGUGAUAAUCAUAAUCAUACUGAGAUAAUCAUAAUCAUACUGAGAUAAUCAUAAUCAUACUGAGAUAAUCAUAAUCAUACUGUGAUAAUCAUAAUCAUACUGUGUGAUAAUAAUCAUCAUACUGUGUGAUAAUAAUCAUCAUACUGUGUGAUAAUAAUAAUAAUAAUCAUACUGUGUGAUAAUAAUAAUAAUCAUACUGUGUGAUAAUAAUAAUAAUCAUACUGUGUGAUAAUAACAAUAAUCAUACUGUGUGAUAAUAAUAAUAAUCAUACUGUGUGAUAAUAAUAAUAAUCAUACUGUGUGAUAAUAAUAAUAAUCAUACUGUGUGAUAAUAAUCAUCAUACUGUGUGAUAAUAAUCAUCAUACUGUGUGAUAAUAAUCAUCAUACUGUGUGAUAAUAAUCAUCAUACUGUGUGAUAAUAAUCAUCAUACUGUGUGAUAAUAAUCAUACUGUGUGAUAAUAAUCAUACUGUGUGAUAAUAAUCAUACUGUGUGAUAAUAAUCAUACUGUGUGAUAAUAAUAAUAAUCAUACUGUGUGAUAAUAAUAAUAAUCAUACUGUGUGAUAAUAACAAUAAUCAUACUGUGUGAUAAUAACAAUAAUCAUACUGUGUGAUAAUAAUAAUCAUACUGUGUGAUAAUAAUAAUAAUCAUACUGUGUGAUAAUAAUAAUAAUCAUACUGUGUGAUAAUAAUAAUAAUCAUACUGUGUGAUCAUCAUACUGUGUGAUAAUAAUCAUCAUACUGUGUGAUAAUAACAAUAAUAAUCAUACUGUGUGAUAAUAAUAAUCAUACUGUGUGAUAAUAACAAUAAUCAUACUGUGUGAUAACAAUAAUCAUACUGUGUGAUAAUAAUAAUAAUCAUACUGUGUGAUAAUAAUAAUAAUCAUACUGUGUGAUAAUAAUACUGUGUGAUAAUCAUACUGUGUGAUAAUAAUAAUAAUCAUACUGUGUGAUAAUAAUAAUAAUCAUACUGUGUGAUAAUAAUAAUAAUCAUACUGUGUGAUAAUAAUAAUCAUACUGUGUGAUAAUAAUAAUAAUCAUACUGUGUGAUAAUUAAUCAUACUGUGUGAUAAUAAAUCAUACUGUGUGAUAAUAAUAAUCAUACUGUGUGAUAAUAAUAAUAAUCAUACUGUGUGAUAACAAUAAUAAUCAUACUGUGUGAUAAUAAUAAUAAUCAUACUGUGUGAUAAUAAUAAUAAUCAUACUGUGUGAUAAUAAUAAUAAUCAUACUGUGUGAUAAUAAUAAUAAUCAUACUGUGUGAUAAUAAUAAUAAUCAUACUGUGUGAUAAUAAUAAUAAUCAUUCUGUGUGAUAAUAAUAAUAAUAAUCAUUCUGUGUGAUAAUAAUAAUAAUCAUACUGUGUGAUAAUAAUAAUAAUCAUACUGUGUGAUAAUAAUAAUAAUCAUAAUGUGUGAUAAUAAUCUUACACACCGGUCGCUCCUCCCAUACCUCGCCUAUAUGUCUAUCCUUACACUGGCUACCUGUAUCCUAUAGGUGUCAAUUCAAAAUACUAACCCUAACCUAUAAAGCUCUAACCAACUCUGGCCCCCCUUAUAUUGCUUCCCUGAUUCAUAGGUAUGCCCCUUCUCUUGUCCACUGCUCGCACCCUUGCUUUAACUCAGGCUUGCAGGACUGCUCGCGGGCGGCUCCCUUGUUUUGGAACAGCCUGCCCCCGUCAGACUCUCCCCUAGUCUUCAAGAAGUCCCUCAAAACACAUCAGUUCAGAAAUGCUUAUGGACUCCCAGAGUAAUUUUUCUUUACUUACCAAAGUCUGUCUCUUGCUCUCCUAAAGAGCCACACUCCAUUCAGCUCCAGUUACGCUACUUUUCCACCUUGUUUGGUGGCUGUCACCCUUGCUGCCCUGUUGUGUAUUUGUACCCCACCUCAUCUACACUGUAAGCUCGUUUGAGCGGGGUCCUCAGCUACCUAUUGUUCCUGUGUCACUAUGUAAAUGUCUCAUGUAUUGUAAAUUCCCCCCCCUCCCCCCUUUUAUAAUAUUGUAAAGCGCUGCGGAAUUAGUUGGCGCUAUAUAAAUACCAAUAAUAGUAAUAAAUAUAAAUAAUUGAGAUCCAUUGACUGGGGAAGGGGGGGAGGGGUCUAAUAUAUAUGUGACCAGUGGGUGGGAUCUAAUUCUAAUCUGUAUGGGACCCAGUGACGAGGGGGAGGGGUAAAAUAUAUAUAUAUGGGAGUUUCACAUGUCUUAGCUGAUUAAUCUGGUGGUACAUCGUGCAAACAGUGUCUCACAUAGUAGAAUACAGUACCAUGCUACAAGGCAUACUAUAUGUAUAUCUUAGGGUUCUUUGAUGUCCUGUCACGUGGAUGGCAGGGAUGGUUACCUGUGGCUACAUUGUACAAACAGUUUGUUUAGCGGUAUAUUUAUUUUUCUCUUGCAGGAGAAGCUCGCUGUUAAGAAGAAGCGUAAGAAGGAGAGGGAUGCGCUGGGAGACAAGGUAAUUCAUGGUAUCUUUAAACUGGAAUCUCAGUCCAGAAUCUCUACCACAUGUUAGUAGAGACCUUUAGUUUCACUCUAUUAAAAGUUAUUUAAAGAGGCCUAAGCACCAGAACCACUAAAACGCACUGUAGUGGUUAUGGAACCAGUUGUCCCCUGGCAUAACUUGUAGGUAUACUUUCAAACUGUUUGAGAAUGGUUUGCCACUUACCUGUCACUGGCAGGCCGCUGUGGUCCUUGCGGCCUAUGGUAACGCCGGACUUCCCACUGCUGCACUGUCAUACCGACUUAUACCAAGUUUCACCAUUAAUCAUUGGCUGAGAAUGACACAAAAAGUCCACUUUAAUGUUCUGUAGUGAUUAUGGUGCUUAGUGUCUCUUUAACAUAGUGUUUCUUCACGGUGAAAAGAACUGAUAGCAAUCUAAAAUUCCCACCCAAGUUGAGCCAUUUAAUUUUGUCGCUCAUUUAUGCAAAUUCUCGUACUGUUUUUUUUGAAAAUGUGAGAUACCUGUUAAGUUUCUACAUUUUAUUGCAAGCAUGUCAGUGCUAACUGUUUUUUUUAUAUCUCUCUCUCUUACCAAGGCUCCUCCAAAACCAGUCCCCAAAACAAUUGAAAACCAACGUAUUUAUGAUGAAACCACCGUGGACCCGACUGAUGAAGAGGUAAUGGAGGAAAGAUUCACCAUUUGGCAUGAAGUCAUUGUGUAGCUAGUAAUAACCUUGUAAAUGCACUUCAGCUCCAUCACUGGGUGUAAGACGCAUUCAGGGCCAGGUUGUUAAACUAAAAGUGGAGGUUAAUAAUUUGUGUGUAAUUACAGUGUGUAUAUAUGAUCCUUUCUGCGUUCUUAUUUCAGCAGUUUUUUUUGUGUUUAAAAACCCCAUAUUUCUGAGGAACUCAUUAUUCACUUCAUUUCAAGGAAGCCCCCAGGAACCAGCAACAUGUCGCUGGUUUCUGACAUUCGUACUCCAAUCUGGAAUCAGAGCCUGGCUGCAAAUUUGACAGUGUGUCUUGUUUUCUAAAGUAGCUACUUUACCUUUAAUUCCUUUAACCCUCUUGGUCUGAAUGUCAGUUAUACAUCAUUAUUAUCAGGCAAGGUAAAAUCCCCAGCAACUGGGUAUUCAGAAAACACACACAAAUCUUUUAAAUGAGAAGAAAAACAUAAUAUUGUGUGUAUGUGCGUGCAUGAUCUCUAUGGCUAUUCACAUUACUCAAAAUGGUUGAAAUGUUACAUUUAUUCCUGAUAUUCCCACAUGGAAAGUGAAAUAUGUAGAAAGUGCUGUUCUGGAGUAGAAUACGAAUACUAAAGGACCAGUCAUCUAAAUACCCAGCGUUAAGAUUAGAUUGCAGACCGAUAUCAAAUGGCUAAUUUUUUUUAAUUUGGAGAGCUCCCUCGUUGGAGACGUAUAAAGAGAGCAUGUUUUUGUAUUUAGAGUGCACCCACGAUGCAGACGGAUAUUGAAUGGCUGAAUUAUAAAAAAAAUAAAUAAUAAUAAUUCAAAGCUUUCACGUUGGUGACAGGUUAGAGUGCACGUUUCUGGGUUUCUCCCACAUUUGAGACUGGUAUAAAUAGCCCAUUUUUGUAUUUAGAGCGUUCCCACGUUAAGACAAAACAUAUAUUUUAUUUUUAUUCUCACAGGUGCAAUAUGAUGAGGCAACUGACGAAUUUGCUCCUUACUUUAACAAACAGUCAACUCCAAAGAUUCUGAUCACAACAUCGGACCGUCCUCGUGGGGUAAGAUCUCUGCAAUAAGCAGUAUUGUGGUGAAUGGAUUCCGGUAUGCACUGUUCUAUUUCCCGCUCACAUUAAAGGGACACUGUAGGCACCCAGACCAUUUCAGCACAUUGAAGUGAUCUAGGUGCACUGUCUGCAGUUCUUUAACCCUGCAAAGGUAAUUAUUGCAGUUUUUAAGAAACUGCAUAUUACCUUUCAGGGUUAGCUCCAACUCUUGUGGCUGCCUACCAGACAGCCACUAGAGGGACUUUCAGGUGGUUAGGUGACACUUGGUCGUCUAAGUGACACUAGACGUCCUCACAUUAUGCAUGGGGACUUCCAAAGUCAGCCAAAUACUAAUUGGAAAGCAUUUUAUAAUGUUUUCUUAUGGGGAAGUCCUAUCUUGAGCUCGGCCAUUGCCGCACAUGCGCAUUAGGUCUCCCCCGGCCAGCUAAUGUCGGUGGGGGAGGAGCGAAGGCAGACCAGAGUCAGCACUGGAUCCAGGUAAGUUACAGUAGGGGUUUCCCUUUAGUGUAAACAAUAAAGUCGUCUGGUCGUCACUCUGCACUUGUAAACUGUUAUCCUAUUUUAUGAACUGACAUGAAACGUGUUGUGCUCUGGUUGCUGGAAUAACAUCUAUCCUGACAGUAAAGCAAUUCUGACAUUAGGAAAACAGCCCUCAUGCCCCGUGAUGUCACGGUAUGAGAACUGAGAAGUAAGAUUCCUGGAUUUCAUACCGAUAGGGCUUGGAGUCGUGACUUGAAGAAGCACCUCCUUCGAAUUAUUAUGCUGCGGGGUCGAACUGCAGGCACUAUGACUACCUCAUUAAAAAAAGGGAAAGUUCCUCUUUUAAAGGACCACUCUAGGCACCCAGACCACUUCAGUUUAAUGAAGUGGUCUGGGUGCCAGGUCCAGCUAGGGUAAACCCAUUUUUUUAUUAAAAAAAAGCAGAGAAACUGCUAUGUUUAUAAAUGGGUUAAUCCUUCCCCCAAAGCCUCUAGUGGCUCUCUCAUUGACAGCCUCUAGAGGCGCUUGCGUGAUUCUCACUGUGAAAAUCACAGUGAGAGCACACAAGCGUCCAUAGGAAAGCAUUGAUAAUGCUUUCCUAUGCGACCGGCUGAAUGCGGGCGCAGCUUUUGACGCGCGUACGCAUUCAGCCGACGAGGAGGAGGAUCGGAGGCGGAGAGCUCUCCGCCCAGCGCUGGAAAAAUGUAAGUUUUACCUCUUUUCCCCUUUCCAGAGCCGGGCGGGAGGGGGACCCUGAGGGUGGGGGCACCCUCAGGGCACUAUAGUGCCAGGAAAACGAGUGUGUUUUCCUGGCACUAUAGUGGUCCUUUAAAUUUUCUCCAAGGAAUAAAACAUUGAAAAUCGCCUAGGACUUGUGUUAACCUUUCUUUCAUGAGAUGCUCUUUUUUCAAUUUUUUUAUUUAUAUUAAAUAUUAGCAAAUUACUUCAUUAUCCAGUUCAGACAAGGCACAGCUGGGGCACACAUUGCAAAUGAAUAGGACAUAUCAUUGUUAUAAGCACUGCCCUUUACACCUGUCAGUCAGCAUACAGAGGAGAAAUUAAACCAGGCUAGAUGGGCCGAAUGGUUCUUAUCUGCCGUCACAUUCUAUGUUUCUAUGUUUCUAUGUUAAACAUUAAUUUCUUCUCCUGUAUGCUGUCAGGUGUAAAGGGGCAGCGCUUAUAACAAUGAUUGACAGGGAGCUAAGAUGGAGGUUGUUACGAUUGCCCCCGGUCUAGCCAGGGGGGUUGAUUGCUUGGAUGUCCUGGUUCCCGCUGUAGAGAGUCGAACGGAGGUCCUUCGGUAAUAAGCUGCAAGUGUAGAAUAUCCCAAACACGGUGUAAGCAUCAAUAUCCCGGAUCCCUACAACAUGAGUCGAGGCUGCACGUUGAGGGUCAAAACUAACUGGCUUUACUGGCACACAAACAUGGCAAUUUAUGCGAUUCCUCAGGUCCAAGGACAGCCCCCUGUGGACCUGAUGGAAUACAGGUACAGUACAAACAGGUAACCAAUCACAGUACAGUGUAUCAUUUGAAUUAGUACCCGCCCAGCUUGGAGAUAAUGAGGCCAACGGUUAUACAAUCUAAUUAUCUCCAAGCGCACAACAGACCACGUUUUAUUAUGCCUCAUAAAACUGUAUAAAAAUACAUAACUUUAACAUCAAUAGGGGAAAACAGUUAAUUCUACCAUUCAUUUAAUAGCUCGCGUUCGGGUACAUUAAACAUACGAAUGGCGCUCCAAUCCCACGAACAGAAUGAUCUAUUUCUGCCGUAUAAAGUCCAUUCGGUAUUUUGGAUCGUGAGUCCCUGAUGGCGGCCAUGUUUUUAGACGGUUUAACGAGCAGCGGGACCUCGCCCUCCAACUUAUGGAACUGAACUCGGGUAUAAGUUCAUGCGAAUCCCCGCUCUGUCUGGUAGUGGAACCCAUUCGGUACAUGAAUGAGGACCACCUGGUAGCCUGGUACUUGAGUUGGGGUUAACCGCAGAAACAGCAGGCUAAUUGCUGCCACACGACCCACUGUAGGGGUUCUCCGUUCGUGAGGUUAUUCGGUAGGUUCCCUUCGGUGAUUUGUGGGCGAACGUCGAUCCUCCUGGCCCGUCAAUUAGUCUGUGGUUAACCGCAGCCGCCUGGGUGGAUAAUGGGCGCCACACUCCGCUUGUCGGGUGGUCGACCGUUCGGUACUUUGCGGGGUGAAGAGGUUAAUUGGCAGCACACGCCAGCGUUUGGGGGUCUCUCGUUCGUAUCACGAAUGGGUCUUUAUAAGAAUUCGUAUAAUCCAUUCGUGUUUCCCUGGGUUAAACGUAUAGGGUUGUAACAGUAGCAACAUGUAAUAACAAAAAUGGAGUCAUUUCGAGUCUUUUGUAACAGAGGUGGCGCUCUCUAUGCUGACUGCCAGGUGUAAAGGGCGGAGCUUAUAACAGUGAUUGACAGGGAGCCAAGAUGGAGGUGGCUCUCUCUAUACCGACUGUCAGGUGUAAAGGGCGGAGCUAAUAACGAUUGACAGGGAGCUAAGAUGGAGGUGGCUCUCUCUAUGCUGACUGCCAGGUGUAAAGGGAGGAGCUUAUAACAAUGAUUGACAGGGAGCUAAGAUGGAGGUGGCUCUCUCUAUACUGACUGCCAGGUGUAAAGGGCGGAGCUUAUAACAAUGAUUGACAGGGAGCUAAGAUGGAGGCGGCUCUCUCUAUACUGAACAGGGACCACCCUGACAACUUAUUUAGAAUGUUGGUUCAGAACAUUUGCACCUUGUAAUAAGGUGUCAAAACCACAAACCACAAGGGAAGCCUCAGCGCGUGCCUCCACUGGGUGGUGGUCCGUUCGUUAUAUGAACGCCGUCCAAGGGGAGAAUUUGUGGAUUAAGCCAUUAAACAUAGCAGUUUCUCUGAAACUGCUAUGUUUACAGCAGGCAGGGUUAAUCCUAGAUGGACCUGGCACCCAGACCACUUCAUUGAGCUGAAGUGGUCUGGGUGCCUAUAGUGGUCCUUUAAGGCCAAAGCAGCCAAACUGGAAGCAUCGGAAAAAGAGAUAAAAACAGCGCUAAAUUGCCACAAUAAAAUUAUUAGGAAAGGCAGCACUCCUCAAAGGGGAGUCCCCAAUAAUCCCCUAAUGGUAACAGAUAGCAAAAACAAACAAAGAUAUAAGGAUGCGCCUAAAACUCCUACUUUCUACUUGAAGAAGCCUGUUAAGGCGAAACGCGUUUAGAUAUUUAUAGAUUUUGUUCUUAAUUUUAUAAUUAAGAUAUUUUAUUGGCAUAAAAUACUUUAUUGCCAUUUGCUUUCUCCUUUACUUGAUUUUACAUACAUUUUCUUUUAUUUGAUUUUACGUAUACGGCUCACCCUGCAGGAAGUGCAAUGAAUCCAUAGGUGGGGAUUAUACCACCUGAGCGCCUUCACUGAGCAGUUUUGAGUCUGCUCUACUUUACGUGUGUAGUAUACUUUACUUUCUUUUAAUUUUGGAUUACAUACAGUGAGCACUAUAUAUUUUAUUUCAUUUUUUCCUCUGGGUCGUAUUACGUCAAAUUGAACGCUGAACCCACGUCAGAUAUUCAACUAUCAAAAUUCACUCCAUAUAUCCUUGAAGUGGGGAUCAUUCCACUUUACGCGAGCAAUAUCAGAGCUGAUCCUAGCUCUGAAAAGUAUACGAUCCCAUCUACACCCUAAAGAAUAUUCCUUUACAAGUGGGACCUACCCUCACGGACUGUGAUAAGCCUAUUUUACUGGACUACUGUUUUAUUACUUAUUUUAUUUUGUAUUUUAUCUGACUAAUUUAGUCCUUUAUUUUAUCAUAAUUUUAAGUUUUAGGCGCAUCCUUUAUAUCUUUGUUUGUUUUUGCAAACUGGAAGCAUCGCUGACUUAGAUCAUUUUUUCAUUGUGGCUAUUUGGACAUUCAGUUUGAUUUCUCAAAUUAGUGAAUAAUCUUGUGUUUGUGAUAUUCACUACUCACAUUCUUUCAGAACAGCCAGAUUAUUCUAUAAGGUGAACAUUAGCCCUUUAAAAGGAAAAUUGAUUUAUCGUCUCUGUUUUGGGUUUGAAGGGUUGAUUAUUUCCAGAUUAGACCAUAAUGAUCUGUUUUAUUCUGUUUCAGAGAACAGUGAAGUUCACACAGCAAUUAUCCACCGUUAUUCCCAACUCCCACGUGUAUUACCGCAGGGGUCUGGCCCUGAAAAAGAUUAUCCCACAAUGUAUUGCCCGUGGUUUUACGGACCUUAUUGUCAUCAAUGAAGAUCGGAAAGUAGCGAGUAUCCUUUUCUGCAAUAUUCCAGUAAUUCUUACCAGAGUAAAAAUUUAUAAAACAGUCCACACAGUCCUAAAUCGUAACUUGUCCUCUGUUUGUGUCCCAUAUUAUACAGUGAUAGAUUUAUUAUAAAUAUAUUAUUUAGUGCCAGUAAAUGUAUUCUCCUGUGAGCUGGGAAACUAAAACUUUAUGUAAAUGGUUAAAGGGACGCUACAGUAAUCCAGACCACUUUAUCUUAAUGAUGUAUCUCAUAAAGUGGUCUGGGUGCAGUGUCCCUGUCCUUUUAACUUUACUAUGUUUAUAUUGCAGGGUUGAGCCCAAGUGGUUGGAGGGGGGGGGGUGGCUGGUGCAGUCUGUUGCUGUUGUCUUUCUUUUGGGCAGGUUAUAUUGCUGGUUACAGUGUGUUUAGAUUUUGUCAUUCUAUUCUGAGAACUUUUUGAUGUGUUUACUGCAUUUCCUUAGACCAAAAACUCUAGAUGGGCUUAUUCUGAGUCACCUACCUGAAGGGCCAACAGCUCAUUUUAAAAUGAGUAGUGUUCGAUUACGGAAAGAAAUGAAGGUAAGAUGUCACACAGUGAAGGGGUUUUAAAGGCGUGCUAUGAUGUCACGCAGUGAAGGGAUUUUGGAGGCGUGCUAUGAUGUCACGCAGUGAAGGAUUUUAAAGGCGUGCUAUGAUGUCAUGCAGUGAAGGGAUUUUAAAGGCGUGCUGAUGUCACGCAGUGAAGGAUUUUAAAGGCGUGUUAUGAUGUCACACAGUGAAGGGUUUUGGAAGCAUGCUAUGAUGUCACGCAGUGAAGGGGUUUUGGAGGCGUGCUAUGAUGUCACGCAGUGAAGGGGUUUUGGAGGCGUGCUAUGAUGUCACGCAGUGAAGGGGUUUUGGAGGCGUGCUAUGAUGUCACGCAGUGAAGGGGUUUUGGAGGCGUGCUAUGAUGUCACGCAGUGAAGGGGUUUUGGAGGCGUGCUAUGAUGUCACGCAGUGAAGGGGUUUUGGAGGCGUGCUAUGAUGUCACGCAGUGAAGGGGUUUUGGAGGCAUGCUAUGAUGUCACGCAGUGAAGGGGUUUUGGAGGCGUGCUAUGAUGUCACGCAGUGAAGGGGUUUUGGAGGCGUGCUAUGAUGUCACGCAGUGAAGGGGUUUUGGAGGCGUGCUAUGAUGUCACGCAGUGAAGGGGUUUUAAAGGCGUGCUAUGAUGUCACGCAGUGAAGGGGUUUUAAAGGCUUGCUAUGAUGUCACGCAGUGAAGGGGUUUUGGAGGCUUGCUAUGAUGUCACGCAGUGAAGGGGUUUUGGAGGCGUGCUAUGAUGUCACGCAGUGAAGGGGUUUUGGAGGUGUGCUAUGAUGUCACGCAGUGAAGGGGUUUUGGAGGCGUGCUAUGAUGUCACGCAGUGAAGGGGUUUUGGAGGCGUGCUAUGAUGUCAUGCAGUGAAGGGGUUUUGGAGGCGUGCUAUGAUGUCAUGCAGUGAAGGGGUAUGGAUGCGUGCUAUGAUGUCAUGCAGUGAAGGGUUUUGAAGGCGUAUUAUGAUGUCACGCAGUGAAGGGGUAUGGAUGCGUGCUAUGAUGUCAUGCAGUGAAGGGUUUUGAAGGCGUAUUAUGAUGUCACGCAGUGAAGGGGUAUGGAUGCGUGCUAUGAUGUCAUGCAGUGAAGGGUUUUGAAGGCGUAUUCUGAUGUCACACAGUGAAGGGGUAUGGAUGCGUGCUAUGAUGUCAUGCAGUGAAGGGUUUUGAAGGUGUGCUAUUUAAUUGAAACAUGUUAAAAUGCAACAUUAACAAAUAAAACAGCUAAAAUGUAAAACAAUAUCUUCAGCUGCAUAAUGUAUAAAACUAAUAUUCUAAACCUGAUGGGCUCCUAGUGAUCUUUGCAUCUGAUGCAUGGUUGCACUGCUUGGGGCCCUGGUAUGUAGGAUGGAAAUGAAAUCUGGAUUUACAAGUUUGCUAUUUAAAUUUUAAUAGAGGAAAGGAAAGGAUCCUACGGAGCACCAACCAGAGGUUAUUCUGAAUAACUUCAGCACCCGCCUGGGACACUCCAUUGGCCGCAUGUUUGCGUCACUUUAUCCACACGAUCCACAGUUUACGGGGAGACAAGUGGCGACUUUCCACAACCAGAGAGACUACAUCUUUUUCAGAUAUCACCGGUAUUUAUCAUGGAGAGCACAGUCUUUCUGAUCCUUUACAAAUAUCAGAAACCUUCACACCGCAUCCAAUAUUUUAGUUUUCUGUUGGCAGAGUGUGUUGUCUUCAUGUGUGCCGUAUUUGGAGCAAUUCAUUUCAUUUCCCCUCACUCUCACUCUUGGAGGUAUACUGAAAUGGAAUGACUGCAAAUAGGCGAGCUUUGAAUAAAAUCUGUGUGUCUGUGUGCGUGCAUUCAAAAUAAUGAAGAAAUCAAACCACCACUUUUCAGAACACUGUGAUAAAUAUCUCCAAUGUGUUGUCAUUAUCUGAAAAUAAUUUAGAUGAAGGGGUUUAGGUACUUAGAGCAUCCCAGAAACUCCUGCUGGUAAGACUUUCAGGAUGAGUGUGUGUGAUCAGAGGGGGUUUCGUUGAACACGUUUAUGCCAUUAUUUUAUUGUUUCUUAUUGCUGUAUAUUGCCAAUGAGUGGAUUCCUCUCUUUCUUUGACAGGUAUAUUUUUAAAAGUGAGAAGAAAGCAGGUAUUCAGGAACUUGGCCCUCGAUUUACACUGAAACUUCGAUCGCUUCAGAAAGGGACAUUUGACUCCAAGUAUGGGGAGUAUGAGUGGGUCCACAAGGUACAGUAUAGCAGGGGUGUGAUCCUGGUUGUCUGUAUACUUACACAAUCUGUAUUAUAGAAAGGAAAGUGUGAAACACAUUGUUUGAAGCGCUGACAUUUUAAGUUGCUCGCUACUAACUAUUAUUAUUUUUCCAGCGGCAUGAAAUGGACACAAGUCGAAGGAAGUUCCACCUAUAAAAGGCCCACGUCUGCGUCGCACAUCAGUAAAUGUGGAAUGAUAUGGAUUUAGUUACUGGGAGUUAUGGAUACAUUCCCCAAAUUGUUUGCUCUGUUUUGUUCUGAGGCCCUUCCUGCUUUUGAAGUAAAGAAGCUUUCAUUAUAAUUUUACCUUGAUCAUCAGGCUGCAUAAUUAUUCGAGUGAAUGAGCAGUAAACCUGCCAUGAUGGCUUAAUGGAAUGCCUGUCAGCUCUGGGGUCUUCCUAAUGGGUUCACAUGGUAUUCCCAAUUUAUAACAUUGUCUCCCGGAGAUCCCCCAUUUGCCCAUAACAAUCUAACUCAGCCACCUUGAUGUCCGAGACAUGUGGACACUCCAGCUCAGUGUAUACCGAUUUAGAAAGUAACAAUGCUGGGUUUUACCCCCCCUGUUCCUGGCCUGACAUUGGUUUGAAUGGAAGAGAGAAUGUCACUUUAAUACAAUUUACACCACUGAAUAAACAAACCAAAAUAUCAGCCAGAACGUGUGAUAACCUUUCAUAAUGCUUUGUUGUCUUUUACUAAAUAUUGAAUAUAAAAUGUAAAUUACAUCAAAAUCCAGCCUAGGGCAAUAACUGCAAUCAUUGUUUCAUGCCUCCUGCAUGCUCUCUCUCUGCUGACUGCCAGGUGAUUGAUGGAAGGCAUACAGCUACAGGAUUUGAAUAUUUAAUUAGUAAUUCCUGUGAAUUGGCUCCGUUAGGAUGUAAACACGGGGAUCGCCUGUUUAUUAAAUGCUUGAUAAUAUCUGAGUGUUGU
Molecule: messenger RNA, 15681 nt
Organism: Pelobates cultripes (western spadefoot toad)
Lineage: Eukaryota; Metazoa; Chordata; Amphibia; Anura; Pelobatidae
Source: the annotation of a GenBank genome assembly